Messenger RNA from Lymnaea stagnalis (great pond snail), 546 nucleotides. NCBI's taxonomy places the organism in Eukaryota, Metazoa, Mollusca, Gastropoda, Lymnaeidae. The record is from the annotation of a GenBank genome assembly.
AUGAAAGUGGCUGAACAUGGAUUUACAACUGAAGCUGAGGAUCUAAUUAAGGACGGGGUUGAUGUCAAUGGCCUUAACUUUAGAACCGAAAAAACGCCCCUGGUCCUAGCAUCAGAAAAUGGACACACAGAAACUGCUUGUUUAUUAAUAAAGUACGGGGCAGAUAUAGAGGGCGUAAAAGAUUAUUAUUCACCUUUGGCGUCAGCUGCAGAGAAUGGACACACAGAAACUGUUGGAAUGCUGAUAGAAAAUGGAGCGAAUAUAAACAAAAUAAUUGAUUCUGACACAUCAAUUUUAAGUUUGGCCUCGAAGAAUGGACACAACGAUACAGUAAAAUUACUCAUACAAAAUGGCGCUGAUGUGAAUAUUGAAGAAGAGGACCCUGCUCUAAAGUGGGCCGUAGGAGAUGGACUCACAGAUGUUGCCCGAACGCUGAUAGAAGGAGGAGCCAAUAAGGAUUACCAAGACUAUUCGGGAUGUAGUCUUUUAGAAACAGCGAUAAUAACGGGGAAAACGGAUGUAGCUAAAUUACUAAUAGAGAAAGGG